UUCAUUUUUUAUUAUCCAUUUUUAAAUCUUACUUUUACUCAAAUGGUGACUUUAUAUUUAAAAUAUUUUAGUUUAGUAUAAGUGAAAUAUAAGAUAUCCGGACUGAAGAAUUUUAUCAAUUAUAUAUAAGUACAGGCUGAGGAUAUUCACUUUCGCCGUGGACUCUUUCUACAUCCAAUGAGGAAUUAUAACGAUAUCUCCACAAAAUUGUGAAGAAUUCCGCACGGUAUUAUCACAUGCGGCAUGUUAUAAACAUCCAGGUCGCUCUUCUUAUAAAGCAUUCUUCAUCUUCCUUUUAAGUGCCCAAAUGCUUGUUCCACAACAAUUUGUGCUUGACUCAAAUAUAAGUUGAAGGAUGUGUCUUCAGGAGUUAACUCGUCCCUUUAAUUUUCCAUAAUCCAGUUGCAAAACGAAUAAGCUGCAUCAUCAAUAAUAUGACAAGGAAGUUUAAAAAGCAUAGCUUCAUUGGGGGUGUUGUAAAUUCCGAGAACUGCUCCUAAGAACUGAUACAUCAUGUGUACAGCCAAGGUUUUAUGCUGCAAUAUUUCUAAAUAAUUGGUCAUCUACAAUAGCUUGCACUGCACUGUAACCCUUUUUGUUACGAAAUUCUGCACAACCGUUUUGUGGAGGUGUAAUUGGCUCAUGAGUGCCGCCUAUAACACCAAUAAUGUUCGGCGGUUUAAAUUUUUGUUCAAAUCUCGAGGCUAUGCGUUCACAUUUUGAUGUGUUUGCUCAGGAUAAAAUUUUGCCGACUUGAUUUUCAAAUGCCUUGCAGUUACACGGUGUUCAGCACAAGAGGAGACUCAGGGUAUCCCUUAAAACCAUAUCUUUUGACACCAUACCGGAACCCUGCAGAUAGCUCUGCAGAACAACAAUUUAAUAAGAAGCAUGUCCUAGGAAGAGAGAUCAUAGAACGAUGUAGUGGCACUUUUAAAAAUCGUUUCAGAUGCUUAAUUGGAGCUAGAGGUCUUCAUUAUACACCAGAAAAAGCAAAAAAAGUAAUACAUGUGUGUGCAGCAUUACACAACAUUUGCAUUAAAUACGAUUUGUCCGAGCCUACACCACCAGAUAUAUAUCAAGAUAACGAUGAUAAUGAGCCGGAAGAUGAUCCAUUGGAAAUUUCGAAUGACGACUCGCCAUUGGGCGCAAAUCCGCAUUUGUUAAGGGACGAAAAUGCACGUUCAAUUAUGCAUUAA
Molecule: messenger RNA, 1196 nt
Organism: Teleopsis dalmanni
Lineage: Eukaryota; Metazoa; Arthropoda; Insecta; Diptera; Diopsidae
Product: putative nuclease HARBI1
Exons: 2
Coding region: 723-1196 (157 amino acids)
Source: RefSeq, a predicted model, not a curated record